Microbotryum saponariae is the source of this 1648-nucleotide messenger RNA. Lineage: Eukaryota; Fungi; Basidiomycota; Microbotryomycetes; Microbotryales; Microbotryaceae. The record is from the annotation of a GenBank genome assembly.
AUGCCUUCCGCUCGCACAUUUUCCCAACUCGUUCGACAGGGGUGUCUGCUCUCCGCCGCCGUCUUGCUCGUACUCGCCGUCCAAGUCUCGGCGCAUGACGUCGAGGAAUCGAUAUUCCAGAGGAGUGGACAUCGACUUGUCAAGCGGGCACCCGUCUCGUCGGUUUCUUUCAAGAUUGUCACGACUCGUGAGUACGCUUUGUUUUCUUUAGCUACGUUUCCGACCUACGUUGCCAAUUACCCGGAAUGGGAUAGGAAAACCCUUCUCCUGCAAGCGACGGAAAUGCGCGGACGCGCCGUCAAUAACACACGAAACCCCUUCCAGUCCCUCAGAACGUCAGCCAAUGUAGCCCCCUCAAACUCAAGUUUCGUCUCCACAAAUCGAAGAAGAAGGCCCCAGCUCUGACCGUCCUUCUCGUCGAUCCGACCCUGGUUUCGUCCAAGCUCCGCACGCGCACCGUUAAAUUGGCCGAGAUCAGCAAACUUAGUCCAUAUCAGUCGUUCACGUCAAGGGAUGAUGGAGAGUCAAUCAAAUUCGAUCUGAUGGUUCAGGAAGGUGCUUCCUUCGAGGUGCGUGGUUUGUGACAAGCACAAUCUAGCCUGGCGCCUGCGAAGGCAAAACUUCACUAACUGACGGAUGUCGACUCCCUUCGCUUCGAGCCCCAGGUUUUCGCUUUCUACAAGAACGGAAAUGGCAAAUGGCUCAACAACACCCGCACGGUCGGAGCGUCCAACUCGUCGUCUUGCCUCCCGAGGUGCAAGGCUUCGCAAUUCCGCAACAGGUGUAAGUUUCCGAGCGUCGGCCUCGAUGGCGGAAGGAAGAAGUGUGGCCGGAAACUGACGGGGUUGAAUCGUGGACCUUGCCCUUCUUAGACAACGUCUGCAAGAGCUGUAAGAGUGUCGAUGCCAAUGCGGCCAGUUGCAACGCCACGGCCGCCACGCAUUGGUGAGUCAGGAGUUGGGCUCGGACGGCUCCGGACCAGCGGACCAAUGCUGAAGCUGAUCGAUCUAUUCUGCUUUACGUAGCGCGCCCCUUUACCUUUACCAAGGUCGUUGCUCGGCUUACUGUCCCACCGGAUACUACCAAAACACGACCAGUGCGUGUUCUAUCGUCGUUCAUCCGACUUCCUGCCCCAUAAGCUCAGCCCUAACCUCCCUCCGUAUCGUUUACCCUCUGCUUGGUAACAGGCUUCACGUGCCUUCCCUUCCCUACAUGCGGGGACAACCAGGUACUAAAGCAACCGACCUACGACGGAUGCAAGAAUUGCACCGACCUCUUCGCCAAUGCAACGACUUGCUCGUGGACCAAGCCCACAUCCUGGUGAGUUUUGCCCCUGGCUCUUGGACACGAACUUGAAGGCAAUCCCUUUUUCCUGACACCGCCGACGCUAAUGCCGACCCGCUGCCCAAUCAAACAGCUCGUACGGAAGUCCCGUCAACGGCACUUGCCAAGUCGCCAACUGCGCGAGUACAUUCGUCCUCAAUAAGCAAGGCAGCGCGUGCGUCACCGCGGCGUGCUUGAACAGCGGUCCAUGAUCGAGAAUCGAGGGGUCUCGAGGGCUGGUACAUGUACCACUCGUUUUGAGGUUGAUCGAAUCGAUAUAAAGGUCGAUUGGAUAAGGUAUACCAGCUCUCGCGAACACGCAUAG